ACAUUUGACUUACAUUCAGUUCCAGAUCUAAAGGCAUCGACACACGCUGGAAGUCCAGUUUUAAGUCGCUUUAAGUUAGCGAAGAAUUUGGAGGCUGCCCAUCUGAUUGGCGCCACGCAAAGUAGCAAAACGAUGGAUGACACCCACACCCCCGUUGCCCCAAUGGAUGUCACGGCCCAGGAAAAGGAGGGCAAUUCUCUGCCUGAAAGGCAGGAGAACCCUAUUGCCCCAAUGGAUGUUGUGUCCCAGGAAACGGAGGGAAGUGUGCAGCCUAUGUUCCACAAAGAAGAGGACUACCCUGAUGCCCCAAUGAAAGCUGAGUUUAAAGCAACAGAGGGUAGUCCUGUUGCACCAAUGGAUAAUGUGACCCAGGAGCAUUAUGUUACCCCAAUGGGCGUUGUGAAUCCUCCUUGCAAGUCCCAGGAACACGAGGAUAAGUCUGUUGUACCAAUGCCGGUCAUGUCCCAGGAACCAGACAAGCAUCCUUUGCCCAUGUUCCUGGAAGAGGAGGAUUAUCUUGAUGCACUAAUGGAAGUUAUAUCUAACGGCACAGAGGAGACUUAUCUGUCAUUAUCUCAGGGAAACGAGUUCAAUCCUCUGGCACCAAUGGAAACUGUGUCCCAGGAAACGGAGGAGAAUCUGCUGGGCCCAACGUAUUUUUUGUACCAGGAAACGGAGAAGAAUCCUCUUCCCGCCACAGAAGAUCAGUUCCAGGAAAAAGAAGAUGAUGUCCAACAAGAUUCCAUGUCCCUGGAAGGGAAAGAGAACAGCGAAACCAUCGAAACCAUCGAAACCAUCGAAACCAUCGAAACCAUCGAAACCAUCGAAAGCACCGUCGCCCCAGCUGAAGAGGCCACCACUUCGGUGGUGAUGGUGGAGCAGCCGAACACGAUCAUCGAGCUGGUGGACCUAUAUGUGCCACCCGGGCAUCCGGUGGUGCCCAGGCAGAUGAUCUUCCGCAGCAACGAGGCAGUGCGUCCUCAGCAGCAGCGGCAGAUUCAGUUCAUGCCGCCGCCACUGCCACAGAUCCCGAGCAGCAAUCCCACCCUGCUGUACACCGAACCCAGACAGUCGGAGUCCUCGGAUGAGUCCCCCGUCCGCAAGCCGGGGAGACGGGGACGUGGGCGUGGCAGAAAGGACGCCGCCCCCAAGAGAGUGCCCGCAAAGCGCAGUCGUCGUGCGGAGACGCCGCCCCCAUUGCCGCCGCCACCCAACUUCCUGGCGCACUGCAUCAAUCCGCUGGAGAACGAGAUUUAUCCCAAGGUCAUUGUGCAGCCGGCACAUCAGCCGUGGGUGCUGCCCAAGGACCUGUACGAAGAUCCACCCGUGAAAGAGGAGCCCAAGCAAGAGGUCGUCCCGAACCCAAAUCCGAACCCGAUCCCGAUGAUCCCCUCCAGCGGAUCGGUGGUCACAUCCACCAGCCAGUCGGCGCCGGUGAUGAGCCGGGCCCUGCUGCGCCAGAACCUGCAGCUCUUCGGCCCCAGUGUGACCAUCACCCAGCUGGUCAGCCCCAGUUCCCCAUAUCCGCGCUUCCUGGCCGUUCUGCGCGAGGUGAGUGGCAACCACCGGCACCUGCUCUUCACCGCCGAGCAGCUGAUCUCGUUUGGCGCCGUCUAUCGCAGGCACAUGGCCCUACGGGCGCAGAAGGCUGGCUCCACCGCCGUUCCUCGUGCCAUCCAGCCCAUGCCCAGCCAGCGAAUGGCUAUCAAGGCGGCCCCUUCGCCCUUCAAGGUGCCCACUGGCAGGCCCCCAAGGGCUCCUGCACGCGUUCCUCCACCCGACGAGGCAUCAUAUGUUGCUCCUCCUCGUGCUCAACGGGCUUCUCCUGCUCCCCCUGCUCCAACUGAUCCCCCUGCUUCCCCUGCUCCCACCGCUUCCCCUGCUCCCACUGCUCUCCCUGCUCCUUCAGCUCCUGCAGUUCAGGCAGCUCCUUCAGCUCCGGCAGCUCCUCCUGCUCCGCCUACACCCGACGCUACUGUCAAUCUCCUAGCCAAGCAAACACCCAUCCCCGACCCUCCUCCUCCAGUGCAGCAGCGCCCAGCCCCACCACCCAGAUUCGCGCUGCCCUCGAUCCUCAAGCGCAAGUCCAAGAUGAAGCUGCUCACACAUUGAAGAACCAGAGGGCCAAGGCCAAAGAGGCGGCUGAGGCCUUGAGCCUCGAGGCACUCAAGUCCACUGAGGGCAAUCCGAAAGAGACGCAGGAGGCGAAGCAAAAAAAGGAUUCGGGCGACUUAGGCCAAGAAUAACAGAUAUGUUGACAAUUAACUUAUUUACUUUCAA
Messenger RNA from Drosophila gunungcola (fruit fly), 2280 nucleotides. Its product is annotated as proline-rich protein 36. The record is from RefSeq and is a predicted model, not a curated record. The transcript is spliced from 2 exons. The coding region runs from base 133 to 2112 and encodes 659 amino acids. Lineage: Eukaryota; Metazoa; Arthropoda; Insecta; Diptera; Drosophilidae.